AAAGACCGAUACACAAUGGAACUGUUAUUUAUAAAUGCGCAAUGCAUCGCUGCACACGUACACGCCAGCGAGAGGGACGAGGUCGCCUCCAUGCAAUAAAGAAGAUCGGAAAAAGAUGUUACAUCUGUCAUUUGAACCCAUCCAUAUGUUGCCGAAGAUACUGUUGAUUUACAUGACUCUAGGGACCGUCGUUGCGUCGACCUCUUCCAAUGGAACAAUAGAGGACAUGCAGAGACUUAAUGACACGUUAUUUGACAGAUACACUUCCGAAUUCAGACCUGCUUUUUUCCUUAACCAGACAGUGGAAGUCUUCAUCCAAUAUAAGUUGUUUUCUGUCAUAUACUUCAACGCUAUUACUGGGACAAUCUCUUUGUCGGGAGCACUGCAGAUGAAUUGGAAAGACUACCGACUGGAGUGGAAUCCGGAAGACUUUGGUGGUGUUUCCGCAAUUCUGCUACCGGUUUCCCAGGUCUGGUACCCAAAGAUCGUUCUAUUGACAGGCAUGGACAAUAUACAACAAGUGGGAUCCGAAGACUUUGAUGUUCAUGUCGAUUUCCAUGGCCAUGUGAUGUGGGUUCCCGGAGGCGUUCUCAUGUCAUCAUGCCAAUCAAAUGUGCGUGACUUUCCAAGGGACUACCAAACGUGUACACUCAUCCUCAACAACAUGAUGUACGACAAAGAUGAUAUGAGACUUGUUCCCAGGACUGAAACAGUGGACAUGGACUUCUACAGAAAGAACGGUGAAUGGGACGUCAUAUGGACAAGAGUCUCGGACCAAGUCCACCGAUAUGAAACUUUGACAUACAUUUCAUUCUUUUCUAUUACGUUCGGUAUGAUUCGAAAAUCUGACUACUUCAUUAUCAACUUGCUGGCUCCGGUGGUAGUACUGUGCGUAUUAGAUGCCUUCGUGUUUCUGAUCCCCGUUGGAUCAAGCGACAGAGUUUCAUUUUCCUUAACCCUCUUUCUGUCACUGACAGUUUACAUGUCAGUGAUGGGAUCAUAUUUACCAUCGACCUCGGAUCCUUUGGCUGGAAUGACGUAUUUCUUGUUGGCGUCGGUAUUGCAUAGUACGAUGGUGAUUUUGAUGACAAUUGCAACUAUACGCUUAUAUGAAAGAGAACAUUUACCUGCCUGGUUGUUUCGUUUGUAUCGAUUUAUUUUUAGAAAAAACAGGAAAAGCAAAGAAAUUAAGUCUCCUGAUGACUCAUAUGAAAAUAUCCCAUUGGAGAAGAGAGCUAGCGAUUCUGCUGAAGACAAAAACUCAAAUGUUGUGACGAGACUCUCCUUGUUGAGCGCAUUAGACAAAUGUCUUUUCGCCAUUUCUUUGUCUUCAAUGGUACUGAUUUGCAUUGUAUUUUACAGUGUGUACCUUCAACACGACCAUACUCCGAAAUAACAUAUUGGUCAAAUACUGUUAAUAGGUUUCGAAAUAACCUUGUGACGAAAUUAAUUAAGCUAUGGUGUUAACCUAUGUUUAAGAUCUUUUUCACCUUCCUGACUUCACUUCUAUAUUUCCACAUGUUUGCCCCUAUCAUCGCUGACGAGUCGUUGAAGGCAGGAACAUAUGUAUGGUGCAUAUAUAUAGUCACUAUUCUGCCUAUACUGUAUAUAUCACUAAAGUGCUUUAUCGGUGAAAGAUUUUAUGUUAUCGAUAGAAAACAAGAAUGAUCUGUUGCACAUUUUCUUCAAUCCCAAGAUUAUAGAGUUACAGAAUCGUACCGCUCCAUAAGUUUUAAGUUUCUUUUUAUAUCAUCUAGAAGAAAUUCUACUGUACGCCGUAUCUAUAUUUUGAAUACAACUUUUGAUCUAAAAAAUGAUAGAAGGACUCUGUUAUAAAAUGAUUUCAUUGUGUAUCUUUUGACGGAGGGUGUGUGUGUUACAUAAAUGGGAGGCAUUUCAACCAAUAAAAAUGCUCCUAUAUCAUACUUUUAGGCAUUUGAUCAAAGUAAGAUGGACGCUUUUUUUUAUUUUACCCAUAUCUAGAGUUCUUUAUAGUGUCUAAAAGAAGAGUGUUUUCGAUGUUUAGAUUACCUCCUUAUAUGCCAUAUUUGAGUGAUAUCAUUCAUAAUAACCGUCAUUUGUAUUUCAAAAUAAAAACAGUGUUUAUACUUAUAAUAAUGUCAAAUCUGGUCAAACCAAUUUCAUAUAUUGUUCUUUAGACUCUUGUGAGCAAUAAGACAUGGCCAUUUUGUGCAAUAUAUGUGAUCCAAUAAGUUAAUUAUGUUCCCCUGAAAUAUGCAUUUUUUGCAUGUUUUGUUGAAAUCUACGAACAGCUUAAACAAAUUACAUGUCAACAGCAAGACUCAUUGUUUGUCAUUAUACACACUGAAAGUUAAACAAUUUACUUCUGUCAAACUGCACCAUAGUAGGAAUGUAUAGGUUUGUAAAAUAUCACAGUUUUGACUUGAUUUGCUGUUUAGAUGCCCCUUAAGUUUACGUGCAAGUUGGAUGUAUAAGGAGACGACUCAAAACAUUAAAAGAAUAGUACUAGUUACGUAA
Pecten maximus is the source of this 2499-nucleotide messenger RNA. Its product is annotated as acetylcholine receptor subunit alpha-like. The transcript has 4 exons. Gene Ontology annotation, molecular function: transmembrane signaling receptor activity; extracellular ligand-gated monoatomic ion channel activity; neurotransmitter receptor activity. The record is from RefSeq and is a predicted model, not a curated record. NCBI's taxonomy places the organism in Eukaryota, Metazoa, Mollusca, Bivalvia, Pectinida, Pectinidae. Gene Ontology annotation, biological process: nervous system process; regulation of membrane potential; monoatomic ion transmembrane transport. Bases 35 to 1396 code for a protein of 453 amino acids. Gene Ontology annotation, cellular component: membrane; neuron projection; synapse.